GUAGUCGCAGCGUUAAUUCACAAUUUUUGAAAAUUCAAUUCACGAUUUUUGAAAACUCAGUUCACGAUUUUGAGCAACCAGUUUACGAUUUUUAAUCCAUCAAUUCACUUUUUUUUUUUUUGUUUUUCAAAAAAAAAUAAAGAGUCGUUUUACUUGAAAAGACGCAGUUAAAAUGGAAUCAAUGGAUACAGUGAUGUACUUAACAGCUUACUAUGGAAAGGGAAAGUUAGUUGAUGAGAAUGAGGAUGUACCAAUGGAAGAAGUUAAUUCGUAUUAUUUACAAACAUUAACUAAUUUCACAACAUAUAAGGAAUAUGAAAAUGAUCGUGAAAAAGAAGAAGAAAGAAAAAAAAAAGUAGAAAAGGAUCUUCAAGAUCAAAUAAAAGGAAUUCAAGACAAAGUUGAUCAUCAAAGGGAUGUCAAGGUUAAAGGAAAAUAUACCAAGUACACAAUCGAACAAAAAGUCUUAUUUUUAUAUUAUUUGAAAAUCAAACUUGUUAAAACUGUCAUUGCAUCCAGACGUGCAGAUAUGGAAUACCUUUCAAACUGUGUUUUUGUAAAUGAAUCUGGAUUCAGUAUAAACUUGUCACCACCUGCAAUUUGGACAAAAGUUGUUGGUGAAGAACCAUAUUUAGAAGGUAACGGAUCAAGUAAUAGCAAAAUACAUUCAGUGAUUGGAGCAAUAUUUCCGGGAGGUGUUCUUCAAAUGGAGUUGAGAACAACCCAAGAGGAAAGCCAAUUAGUGAAGAUACUCAAGCAAGAUGAUAUUUAUUAUAUUCAAGGUAGUAUAAAGAUUUAG
This is a messenger RNA of Cokeromyces recurvatus, 799 nucleotides long. RefSeq lists its product as uncharacterized. The transcript is spliced from 4 exons. Bases 173 to 799 code for a protein of 208 amino acids. The record is from RefSeq and is a predicted model, not a curated record. NCBI's taxonomy places the organism in Eukaryota, Fungi, Mucoromycota, Mucoromycetes, Mucorales, Mucoraceae.